Molecule: messenger RNA, 1500 nt
Organism: Euleptes europaea (tarantolino)
Lineage: Eukaryota; Metazoa; Chordata; Lepidosauria; Squamata; Sphaerodactylidae
Product: CASP8 and FADD-like apoptosis regulator
Exons: 9
Coding region: 22-1500 (492 amino acids)
Biological process (GO): proteolysis; negative regulation of extrinsic apoptotic signaling pathway via death domain receptors
Molecular function (GO): protein binding; cysteine-type endopeptidase activity
Source: RefSeq, a predicted model, not a curated record
CCGGGUUCAGAAGCGAACCUCAUGACGUGCCUUUUCUCUUUAAAAACGCAAAGAACUUUAAAGGGAGCGCGGCUGGGGAUGACCGUUCACAAAGUGCCGGCUUCCGUCCUGUACCAGAUUGAGCAGGAGCUGGACAAAGGCGAGAAGGACACCAUGCUGUUCCUGUGCCAAGACCUCGUGCCGGACUUUCCCGUGAUGGACGUCAGGAUGCUUCUGGUGGCUUUGAACGAGAGGGAAUUGCUGACGCACGGCAUUCUGGCCGAGCUGUUGUACAGAAUGAAGAGGUUUGACUUGCUAAAGAAAAUCCUGGGAACCAGCAGAGCGGCUGUGGAAACCAGUUUGGCCAGGAAUCCGUGGAUAUUGUCGCCUUACAGGGUGUUGAUGACUGAAAUCAAUGAGGACCUUGAUAAAGAAGACUUGGAGUCUUUCAUUUUCCUUCUGCUGGAUAAUUCCAGCAUGUCCUACAUGAAGAAAGCAAAAGAAAAGAGUUUCCUGGGAGUUAUAAACGACCUAGAGAAGCUAGAGCUGGUGUCGCCUGACCAGUUGGAUUUCCUAGAAAACUGCCUGUUGAACAUCCACAGGAGAGACUUGGUAAAGAAGAUCCAGAAGCACAGACUGGAAGCUCCAGUUCACACCGUUGGCUCCGCUCCUGUGUACAUAAACGUGCUUCAGGUGUCACUCCCUGGGCUGUCUCUCGCCGAACCUCCAGGGAUGGUGAACAAAGGGAAACUGCUAAAUGGAUCGGGAGCCAUUCAGAAAGAACGGGUCCCCGUAUCAGUUCCAGAAACCGGAACAGCUGUGACUCAGGUAUCUGACCACUACAGAAUGCAGAGCCAGCCUUUGGGAAUAUGCCUGAUCAUAGACUGCAUCGGCAAUGAUACAGGUGUCCUGGUUGAAGCCUUCGCCGCUCUGCGCUUUGAAGUCCAGAGUUGCCUGUUCCUAAACGUGAACUCCCUGUCGCAAAGACUGCGCGAAGUGGCUGGACUGAAGCAGCACAAGGACUAUGACUGCUUUGUCUGCGUCGUGGUCAGCCGAGGGAACCACCAGGACAUCUUCUGCACCGACUGCGCCUUGCCUGGCUUUGCUCUGGAGAAGGUGAAGAGGUUUUUCACUGGAGAUAAAUGCACCGGUCUCUUAGGGAAACCGAAGCUCUUCUUUAUCCAGAACUACGUUGAGCCGGGACAUCGGCAAGAGCAGAGCAGCUUCGUGGAGGCAGAUGGAGAUCUCGGGCCGGCGAUCCCCCAGGUAGCGGACAUUCUCUGGAGCCAGAGCAUGGUGGACGCGUCGGCCUUGGAGAGGUCACCCAGCUCGUCCUCCUACUAUCUGUCCACCCUGGCCGAGCUUUUGACUGAUCCACGCAAAAGGAUGUUGCCUCUGCUAGAUACUCUUCUGGAGCUGAACAACAGAGUUUACAAGAGGAACAGAGAUCACCCUACGGAACAAUACUCGCUCCUGUUAAAGCACACCCUGAGGAAAAAGCUUUUCCUUUCACGAAGCUAG